CGCCGGAACACACGUUGGGCCGGUCCUGGUUGGAAAACAAGCACGCGGCAAAUACCAGGCCAUGGAAGAUUCCCAAAAUGAAACUUUUGGGGUUUUUUACAUUUGCGGCCUUCCUUCUUUCCCGGCAACGAGACUACCGGGUUGAACUCUUUGACGGAUCCCGAUGCCGAUCCUGUUCCUGUAGAGUCCGUCACGGAUACCUGCCAACCCUCCCCUUUUUCCUGGGAAACUCCCCCGUUUCUUUCCAUUGCCCUCCUGUCAUUUCCCAUAAGUUUCCUGUCUUUCAACUCUUUAAAAAAAAAAAAGGAAUCUGCGAGCACAACGGGUCAACAGGCCAAAGCCCGACUAGGAACAUUUUUCUUGCGUCAGGGCGCCACUGCUCCGCAUUGAGGGUCCACAUGAGGUGGCUUGGGCAUCUGGUCAGGAUGCAUCCUGUACGCCUCCCUGGGGAGGUGCUCAGGACACGUCCGACCGGUGGGAGGCCUGAGGGAAGACCCACGACACGUUGGGGAGACUAUGUCUCUCAGCUGGCCUGGGAACACCUCAGGAUCCGCCGGGAGGAGCCAGAUGAGGCGGUUUGGACAUCUGGUUAGGGUGCCUCACAGACAGGGCACAUCUGACCGGUAGGAGGCCUUGGGAAAGACACAGGACACGUUGGAGAGACUACCGUAUGUCUCUAAACCUGCCUGGGAACGCCUCAGAUGUGUCAGGUGGAGCCAGAUGAGAUGACUCAGGCAUCUGCUUAGCUGGGGCGGUGUUCAGGGCAUUGGCGAGACUGUGUCUCUCCCAGGCCUGGGAACGCCUCAGGAUCUGUUGGGAGGAGCUGGACGAUGCAGCCGGCGAGAGGGAAGCCGACGCUCGCCUUUGAAACCCAACCUCAGAUAUCCAAAGGCGACAGAUUCCAAGGCAAAGACGUUUUUUGCGGAAACGACCAGGGGGUACCUGCCCUGAUGGCCUGCUCGCUGUCUCUGCCCGAGGCGGACCUCACCUGCACCAUCUGCUUGCAGAUUUACAAGUACCCGGUGGUCCUGAAGUGCAGCCACAGCUUCUGCAGCCUGUGCCUCAAGCAGCACUGGGCCCACCAGAGGCCGCCCAGGUCGUGCCCUCUGUGCCGGAGCCUGUCGGUGGACGAGCCGGUGCCCUCUCUGACCAUCAGGAACCUGUGCGAGUUCCUCGUCCAGGACGACGACGACGACGAGCUGUUCUGCGGGCAGAAGGACAUGUGUGCUCUUCACAGGGAGGGGCUCAAGCUCUUCUGCCUCGUCGACCAGGAGCCCAUUUGCGUGGUUUGCAGCAAGUCCAAAAGACACAAACGGCACGACUGCUGCCUUAUCAACGAAGCCAUUGAUGAUGUCAAGGCCAAGCUAAAGUCACAACUUUGCUCCCUGCUGAAGACGAGGGACGUUUUGGACAAAACCAAGAAAAGCUUGGAGGACGCCAAGGUUCACAUUCAGGUGGCGACAUCUUUGCCGUCAUCAAAGCCCAAAUGUCUUCACUCCCCCCACCCCCACCCUGAGGUUCUUCUGCCCUUCCAGGUGGAGGCCCAGCAUGUGCAGAAGUGCUCCGGCGAGGAGUUCGCCCGCCUGCACAGGUUCCUGCAGGCCGAGGAGGACGCCCGCAUGGUGAUGCUUCAGGAGGAGGUGGAGGAGAAGGGUCGAGCCAUGAGGCAAAAGAUCGGCAAGGCCAACGCCAGCCUGCAGUCUGUGUGCGCGUCCAUACGAGCUCUGGAGGACAGGCUGGCUAUGACGGGCAUCUCUGUCUUGCGGGAGCGCAAGGACUCUGCGGCAUCAACAGCCAGGGAUGCGAGCCCCGUGGACAUGUUGCCGAUGGCGGGGAGGCUCAUCGACGAGGCCAAAUAUUUGGGCUCGCUGAGCUUCCACGUGUGGGAGAAGAUGCGACACAUCAUCAAAUGGUGAAAACGAUGUCGCAGCAGCCACGCCCCCCCUUAACCAGACGAACCAGACUCUUGUUGGAAGACCCUGCAGAAGACUUGCAUGCUCCUGGUUGAGCGUCCCUUCUUCUACGCACACGGAGAGGCCGCACCCACGCUGGCCAUGCAGACUUCUUAUGCUCCUUCCAACUUCUUACGCCACAUUUCUCAUCUCAUCAUUGCCAAAUUACAUGAUUGUUAAUAUUAUUAGGAGUAUGAACAGAUGCUUGAGGUUGAUUAAAACUCAUUUCAAGUUGUAUCAGCGUGAAAAUGCCACUUGAUGCCCUUCUUCACUUUAUCAACAUUUACAAAUCCAACACGACAAUGAUGACUAUAAUAACACAUUUUAGUAAAUAACCUCUUCUAAGGAGUACGUUUUAUUUUAUA
This is a messenger RNA of Dunckerocampus dactyliophorus (ringed pipefish), 2317 nucleotides long. Its product is annotated as E3 ubiquitin-protein ligase TRIM35-like. The coding region runs from base 831 to 1916 and encodes 361 amino acids. Gene Ontology annotation, molecular function: zinc ion binding. The record is from RefSeq and is a predicted model, not a curated record. The transcript is spliced from 5 exons. NCBI's taxonomy places the organism in Eukaryota, Metazoa, Chordata, Actinopteri, Syngnathiformes, Syngnathidae.